CUAGGACCCCUCGGAUUCCGCGCAGGCCGCGCACGACCAUGGCUGCUACCACUGACGACAAUGCACAAGCCAGCCCCAAGAGGCCGGUUACCCCUCCUAUCCCAGUUCAGCAGGCCGAUGAACCGCUUCUAGCGUUUCUCAAACGGCUCCAGCUCUAUCCGGAGACCACGGCAGCUGAACUCAGCAAGUGGGAAGAGGAGGAAGCCGCCCGCCAGCAGGAAAUACAACGCCAGCUGGCAGAGGCAGAGGCAGCACGUCAGCAGGCCGCAGCAGAAGCUGCAGCAGCCGCACGGGUGCAACAGCAGCAGGUCGAAGCUAGUCAACACCAAGCUCGUUACCAAGCCACGAUGGACCUUGCAGGCGACGAAGCCACGUAUGGCAGGCUACUUCGACGACAGCAUUUCCAAGAAACCGAAGAACGACAAGAGCCGACCGAGGAAGAAAGUAACAAGGAAGGUAUAACAGUACUGAUGGAGAAUCUGCUAUACACGUGCAAUUGGCAGCAACGUGAACUGCUGGCCAUGCGGCAGAUCUUCAUCCGCCAUGAAACAACAUUCAAGGCAAUGGACAAGAAAAUCGCUACCCUGCAGGCCGAGAUCAGGACACUACAUGCCGCCAACAGCCAGCAGCAGACACUCAAYGACCAGUUGCAGACCGAUGUCAGCAUGGGGUUGGCACAAGUGUCGGCAGCUGCGUCAACGGGCAGUGCAGAGGUAGACUGCAGCCCAGCUUUGGCCGCGCAGGCCAAGCAACUCGAAGAGCGGAUCAACCACGUGGUUGCAUCCCUCAGCGACAUCAGCAAGUUUGCUGGAGUAUCGACAGUCAGCAAUCAGCCGCAGACGCUCAGCGACCACGUUGAGCAACAACCGGCCGCUGCCGCCAAGGAAUGGAAGAUGCCGAACUUCAAGAUCGAGAAGUUCGACGACUAUCACAAGACUGAUCCGCUGCAACGGUGGAUGGUUUUCAACGCAGAGGCRGAUGUACAUCMCACACCCGCCCAUCGGCRGCUURACGCACUCUACCUCCAACUCAUCGGAGGGGCGCAGGCUUUCAUGACACACAUGGCCGUCACGUUGGAAUGCACCAUCGCCAACCUCCACACUAAGAUUACAUGGGAGGAAUUCGAGAAGAAAUGGAAGACCAGGUUCAUGGUCAACAAUGACAGACGGCACGCCAUGAACAAKAUCUUCGGCAUAUACCAAGGCCAGCAAACRUCACGGGAGUGGCUGACGGAGUGGCAAAGACUCGUCGCUACCCCGGAGUUGAACUUACCAUUUGACGCAAUCCGRGCCGAAUUUUUUGCUCGGUCAUGCRACGCCUUGACAACUGCGCUGGACACCGAAUUCCAGUAUGAGACCUUUGAUGAUCUGAUCUCAAAGGCAAGAGAAYUAAUCCAAGCGACAUCACUUCCCAAUCCGCCGGAGUCGGCUGCCUUGCUAGCGGUGUCUCUCACAUCCGGGGAUGAGGCGGUAGUCGCAAGUUCUCGCAUCGAGUUUGAGAACUAUGCUGUCGAGCUGGUCCCACCGUUGUACCAGCCUCUCCACGUGCAAGAUUCAAGCGCAUGCGCGGUAGUUCCACCGUCGGACAACGAGCCGGUUGCUUCGCCAGCCCUUCUAUCGGAGGAUCCGUCAACUUGGGCGAGUCUUGAGGAACUCGACCCGUUGACGGUUGAGGACUUCCAAUGGUUGCCUCUUCCCUCCACCCGUUCUUUGCCAACWCCGCAUUGCAAUGCCUUAAUGGCACAUCUGCGCGAAUACUUGCACACUGCAGUACCACCUCCGACGACGGACGGCGAAGUAGCAGUUGUUGACCUUCGUAACUAUCUUGCGAAGAUCGACCGCGAGUACACAACACAACCGUACGUCGACAUCGACGCACCGCUACUCUACAUCCGCAUUCAGAUCGGAAAGGCGACCUGCACUGCCUUGAUCGAUUGUGGAGCAACUCGCAACUACACCAGCCAAGACUUCAUGGCACGCGCCGGGCUUGGCCCGCGCGUUCGAAGGAAAAGGCAGCCUACGCACGUCACGUUGGCCGAUGGUCACACACAAAAGUCAAUCGACCGAUGCAUGGACUCGGUGCCCAUGCACUUUGCCCCGCUCGCAUGCGAGGCCGUGUCUUUCGACAUAUUGGACACCAAGUUUGAUAUGAUCCUAGGCAUGUCGUGGCUGCAAAGCGAAGACCAUCCGGUGAACUUCCAUCGAUGCACCGUUCACGUUUGUGAUCGGCGUGGCAAACUAGUCUCGUGUACGGUGUCGCUUCCUCAUCCUUCGAUUGGUUGUCACGUGGCAUCCGCGGCGAGCAUUCACCAAUCCAUUCGGCGGAAUGACAUCGAGGAGAUGGGCAUAUGUUUUAUUCACGACCUCUCACCCGGUGAUCAGCCCAAGACGGAUACGUCGGACCCACGCAUCAUUGAGCUGUUGGACAACUAUGAGGAUGUCUUCCAAUCUUCCGCCGGAGUCAUACAAGAUCGGCCCAUACGCCACAGGAUCACUCUCGAGGACGGCGUCGUACCUCCAUGCGGAUGUAUCUACUGCGUGAGCGAAGAGGAACUUCAAGUGCUUUGGGCACAACUAGACGACCUCUUGGCCAAGGGCUGUAUCCGCCCUAGUUGUUCGCUAUACGGUGCUCCCGUUCUCUUCGUCCGGAAGAAGAACAAGGACCUUCGUUUAUGCAUCGACUAUCGAAAACUUAACGCGCAAACGAUCAAGAACGUCGGCCCUCUGCCUCGGAUCGAUGAUCUUCUCGAGCGACUAGGCGGCGCCAAGUACUUCUCAAAGCUUGACCUCAAGUCCGGAUACCACCAGAUCGAGAUUCAGCGAAAAGAUCGGUACAAAACCGCAUUCAAGACUCGGUAUGGGCACUUUGAGUGGAUCGUCAUGCCUUUGGGUCUCACCAAUGCCCCGGCUACUUUCCGAGCGGCUAUGACGACAGAAUUCCGCGACUUGCUCGACCGCAUCGUACUUAUUUACGUUGAUGAUAUCUUGCUUUAUAGUCGGACGCUGGACGAGAACCUUCGCGCCGUAUUGGAGCGGCUCCGUAUCGCCAAGUACAAGGCGAACCGCGACAAGUGCGAGUUUGCCCAGCAAGAGCUGGAGUACUUAGGCGAUUACGUUACGCCGCAAGGCAUUCGUCUGCUCGCAGAAAAGGUACAAGCCAUUCAAGAUUGGCCAGACAUCAAUUGUACUACUCACGUUCGCUCCUUUCUCGGCUUGGCAUUAUGCUACAUGCGCUUCGUCAAAGGAUUUCAACGCAUCGCUGCACCAUUGUCGCGACUUUAGUCCCCCUUGGUGCCCUUCGAGCUCAGCGACGAAGCCCGACAUGAAGACGACUUUGCUUCAAGCUCCCGUCUUAAGCAUCUAUGACUU
This is a messenger RNA of Chara braunii, 3368 nucleotides long. The record is from the annotation of a GenBank genome assembly. Lineage: Eukaryota; Viridiplantae; Streptophyta; Charophyceae; Charales; Characeae.